Messenger RNA from Vitrella brassicaformis, 828 nucleotides. The record is from the annotation of a GenBank genome assembly. Lineage: Eukaryota; Vitrellaceae.
AUGCGCAACCUUUUCUGCUGCAUCCUGGCUGAGUCGGAUGUCGCUGCACACAUGGAGGUCUACCUGCAGAAUCUCGACGUCACCCCACCAGACAACGACCCCAACAGCCAGCGUAUGGACAUCUACUGUGUAAUCGGAGGCCAGGGAUCCCUUCUGGACUUCACCAUCACCCACACCUGCCUACCGGACGCCUCCCCCAUCCGCUUUCACAGAGACGUGAACUGGCGCAAUGCUCAGCUUUCGGGUGGGAAGGCACCCGCCCUUGCCGACAAAGCCAGGACAAGUACGGCCUCACUGUCCAAGCCAGAGGCUUCCGUUCUGUCCCCCUUGCCGCAGAUACAUUCAGCCGCUGGGCGCAAGCGAUCCUUCCCUUCCUCAAGACGCUCGCCAAGAGGAGACCACGCCCUUCGGCCAUCCCAGCACCCGAAGAUGUAAUUUUCCGAGAGAGCGUCAUCAAUCAUUGGAGCCACCUCCUGUCCGUGGAGCUGAUGAAGUACAAUGCACUCCAGGUGGCCAACCGCUUUCAGAGAGCCGUAGCCGCGAGGGGACCUGCUAGGGCCAGUACUUUUGCGGAGCACUUCAUCAGCCGAUGCCCUUACAGGUCUCACACAAGGCCCCUCUUCCGUGCGUGAAUCUGUCUGGCACUGCAUGCCGUUGUGCAUACAGUUGCAUGGACCGUGACUUUUGUGUGUAUCUGCUUUGCAUGGUUGCUUCCCUGUAAUACACGGCAUGUGAGUAUGCAUCUGCUGCUGCAUGCCCUUGUAUGAAACUUAAGACGGUCACUCGUCGACCCUCGCUUACUUGACGGCUCAUCACUUCUAAGUUUUA